Prunus persica (peach) is the source of this 1287-nucleotide messenger RNA. RefSeq names its product E3 ubiquitin-protein ligase AIP2. The coding region runs from base 77 to 1030 and encodes 317 amino acids. Gene Ontology annotation, biological process: protein ubiquitination. The transcript has 3 exons. Lineage: Eukaryota; Viridiplantae; Streptophyta; Magnoliopsida; Rosales; Rosaceae. The record is from RefSeq and is a predicted model, not a curated record. Gene Ontology annotation, cellular component: cytoplasm. Gene Ontology annotation, molecular function: ubiquitin protein ligase activity.
GCCAAGCCAAACCAGAGAAAUAAAAGAGGACGAAGGCGCAGAAGAGAGAUCCGAUUCAAUUCAGUCGAAGACGAAAAUGGAGUUUAAAUCUAAAGACGAAAAGCGAUUGGAGCAGCGAUUGAAGGAGCUUCACAAAGACGUAUCGAAGAAGCAGAAGUUCGAAGACGCCGUCGUCUCCCUCAAUUCGCUGCUUCGGGACCACUACGCCUCUGCUUCCCCUUCCCUCCGGAAAUUGUAUUACGGCGUCGUUUGCCGAGUCGCCACUGUCUUGAAGACCCGGUACACCUCGCCUGGUUUCUGGGCCUCCGGACUCGCCCUAUUCCGGCUCGCCCAAUCCCUCGUUUCCGACCCGGCCGAGAAGGCCCACUUGCUCUCCUGCAUCUCCGAGGCCCAGCAAGUCGUUCAUCAGGAAAACGACCCUCCACAACCCUCGUCUUCUCCAAAUCAAGGGUAUUUGUUUGAGGGGCAUCUGACGGUGGAUCGGGAGCCGCCACAGCCGCAGUGGCUGGUGCAGUCGAAUCUCAUGACUGCCGCCCUGGCGGCGGGGUCGUCUUCCGUGCCGGGUAGGCCGGAAUCCGGAAACGACGACAGCAACAACUCGGAAAGCGCGGUGAAUUUGCUUCAGUCCCUCAUCGACAACCUCGACAGCGUUUUUCCGCCGGGGAUAAUGGAUGAUGUGAGGGCAGCCCCGAGGGUCCCGCCGGCGAGCAAACGGGUGGUGGCGAAUCUUCCGGUGAUUACGAUCACAGAGGAGGUGCUGAAGAAGCUCGGAGAGGAGGCCGAGUGCGCCAUUUGUAAAGAGAACUUGGUUGUGAAUGACAAGAUGCAGGAGUUGCCUUGCAAGCACACAUUUCACCCUCCAUGCCUAAAGCCAUGGCUGGACGAGCACAAUUCGUGUCCGAUAUGCCGGCAUGAGUUGCAGACUGAUGAUCAUGCGUAUGAAAGCUGGAAGGAGAGGGAGAGGGAGGCUGAAGAAGACAGAAAGGGGGCUGCAAAUGCCGUUCGAGGUGGUGAAUACAUGUAUGUUUAGAUGAUGAUGUUGAUGAUGAUAUUUGCUUCAACAAUUUGUCAAUUUGCAGCUCCACUCUAAGCUAUAAAUUUUUAUUCAUCCCAUCACAUUAAGCAUGGUGGUGGUUGUAAUUUCAGACAAAUAAUAGAGCAAAUGUGGUUGCUUUUCUUGUAUAAUCAGGCACAUUUUCAUUGUGAAGCAGAUUUUAGAAAUAUUGAAACUUUUAUAUAAUGUGGCACAUGUCUAUCAUCUGUGAUGGAAAGUGUUUGAAUUUCUUC